AUGUCAGGCUUCGGAGAUUACCCGCCAAAUAUGGCGCCGCAGGAUGCGCUCAUCGUGCGGCAGGAGGCAGAGCCAGACCACGCCGUCGUACCUUACACCGGCGAAGAUCUAGCCCGUCCGAAGCUGGGCCCCGCGAACCCGUUCAAGGACGAAACCACCACGCUGAAGCGCAAAAACGUCUUGACCGGCACGGCGGAGGAGACGUUCCUCUCGGAGCACACUUUUCGGAGCAAGCACAGGGCGAUCGAGCGGAAAGGAGGACCGGAACGUGAAUAUCAGACCGGCGAGGCCGUGAAAGAGGAGGCUGCGAAGAUACGCUCCGGUCGUGAAAAGAAGGGUGACGCGUCCAUCGUUGAAGGCGACGGCGCGUAUGUUGGACCCUGGGCACGGUAUCGUCGUGAAAAGUACGAGGUCGUCCGCGAGGGCGAGGAACUGGCCAGCGACGAGGAGUACGAAGAGGUUACGGACGACGACGAUGUGGUGGAGAGUGGAACAGUGCUGCGCGCCCCCGAGGCAGCACUGACGAGGAGAAAAGAAGUCGAGGAAAUGGGCGAAGAGACGACGACAUUCCACGGCUCCGAGGAAAGGGAUUACCAAGGCCGGACAUAUAUGCACGUCCCGCUGGACCUGGACGUCGAUCUGCGCAAGGAGGCGGGCAGCAUCACGAACUUCAUCCCCAAGAAGCAGAUCCAUACGUGGCGGAACCAUACCAAGGCUGUUACCGCCCUGCGUUUCUUCCCCAACUCCGGACACUUGUUGCUGUCAGCCUCGGCAGACUCGACGGUCAAGAUUUGGGAUGUGUACCACCAGCGCGAGCUGCUGCGGACGUAUUCCGGCCACUCGAAGGCGGUCUCGGACGCUACGUUCAACAACGACGGCACGAGGUUCUUGUCGGCUAGCUUCGACAGGCAGAUCAAGCUUUGGGAUACGGAAACGGGAUCGUGCCUGGGCCGGUUCUCAACAGGCAAGACGCCGCAUGUUGUGCGGUUCAACCCGUCGGUGGAGCAUGCGCACGAGUUCGUCGCUGGCAUGUCGGAUAAGAAGAUUAUCCAAUGGGAUACCCGCGCCGGCAACGAGAUUGUUCAAGAAUACGACCACCAUUUGGCCGCAAUCAACACAAUCACCUUCGUCGACGAAGGCCGCCGCUUCAUGACGACCUCAGACGAUAAGUCACUGCGCGCGUGGGAUUACAACAUCCCGGUGCCUAUUAAGUACAUCGCCGAGCCUUACAUGUACCCGAUGACGCGUGCGGCACCGCACCCGAGCGGCAAGUACGUCGCGUUCCAGUCCUCGGACAACCAGAUCGUCGUCUACGGCGCCAACGACAAGUUCCGCCAGAACCGCAAGAAGUCAUACCGCGGCCAUAACAACGCCGGCACGGCCAUCGACGUGUCCGUUAGCCCCGACGGUCAGUUCCUGGCAAGUGGUGACACCCAGGGUUAUGUUUGCUUCUGGGACUGGAAGACGUGCAAGAUGUACCACAACCUCAAGGCAGGCGACCAGGCAGUCACUUGUGUCGCGUGGCACCCGCAGGAGACUAGCAAGUUUGUGUCGGCGGGCGCGGAGGGAGAUAUCCGGUACUGGGACUAA
Colletotrichum truncatum is the source of this 1590-nucleotide messenger RNA. Its product is annotated as Pre-mRNA-processing factor 17. The record is from RefSeq and is a predicted model, not a curated record. Gene Ontology annotation, biological process: mRNA splicing, via spliceosome. Gene Ontology annotation, molecular function: protein binding; mRNA binding. NCBI's taxonomy places the organism in Eukaryota, Fungi, Ascomycota, Sordariomycetes, Glomerellales, Glomerellaceae. Gene Ontology annotation, cellular component: catalytic step 2 spliceosome.